ACCAUGGGAAAGAUCAUAUUUUACGAAGACAAAAACUUCCAAGGUCGCUCUCAUGAAUGCAGCAGCGACUGCGCCGACCUUCACACCUACUUCAGCAGAUGUAACUCCAUCAAGGUGGAGAGCGGCUGCUUUAUGGUCUAUGAGAGGCCCAACUACAUGGGCAACCAGUACUACCUGAGGAGAGGGGAGUACUCUGAUAACCAGCGUAUGAUUGGCAUCAGCGAGUGUGUCAGAUCUUGCCGUUUGAUCCCCCAGCACCGAGGUUCCUUCAGGCUCAAGCUUUACGAACACGUCGACAUGUCUGGCCAGAUGCACGAGCUGGUGGACGACUGUCCAAACGUGCAGGACCAACUCAGCGUGUCCGACUUCAACUCCUGCAUCGUGGUGGACGGCCACUGGCUGCUGUACGACCAACCCAACUACAAGGGCAGGAUGUACUACCUGAGGCCUGGAGAGUACAGGAGGUACAGCGACUGGGGAGGCGUCAGCCCCAGAGUUGGUUCCCUCAGAAGAAUCACCGACUAUAACUGA
Xiphias gladius (swordfish) is the source of this 531-nucleotide messenger RNA. RefSeq names its product gamma-crystallin M2-like. Lineage: Eukaryota; Metazoa; Chordata; Actinopteri; Istiophoriformes; Xiphiidae. The record is from RefSeq and is a predicted model, not a curated record. Gene Ontology annotation, biological process: lens development in camera-type eye; visual perception. The coding region runs from base 4 to 531 and encodes 175 amino acids. Gene Ontology annotation, molecular function: structural constituent of eye lens. The transcript has 3 exons.